Messenger RNA from Drosophila serrata, 523 nucleotides. RefSeq lists its product as uncharacterized. NCBI's taxonomy places the organism in Eukaryota, Metazoa, Arthropoda, Insecta, Diptera, Drosophilidae. The record is from RefSeq and is a predicted model, not a curated record.
GGUAGCGCACAAGUGCCAAGACGAAUUUGGACUUGGAUAUUCGCUUAUUGUUUUGUUUUAAAACAACUCCUCCAUCUACACCUCACUCCUUUGUUAAACAUGCGGUCUGGAGUUCCUGCUGCUGUGAUCGCUGUGGUGCUCCUCGGCAUUUGUGGUUCAGCAUGGGCGGAUCUAUGGUAUCGCGGCAAUGCGGUUCAUCCAGACUAUCCUGGUCAGUGCUACUAUGAGGAGCUAAAGCAGGCCAUUCCCAAGAAGCAAUCAUAUAAGCCCAUCAACCGGGAGGGUUACUGCCAGUCCAUCUACUGUAGGCCGGACAAUGUACUGGAGAUACGCUAUUGCGGUCGCCACAACCUGGUACCCACGGACAAGUGCAAAAUCGCCUCCGAUAUGCGACGCACCUAUCCUGACUGCUGUCCCAAGCUGGUUUGCCAGGAGUCGGAGAGCAACUAUAUCUAGGCUGGAUGAGAUCCAAUCUGUUUUCUGUACAUAAGCAUAAGUAUUAGACAUAGUUGAAUAGUUUUUU